Messenger RNA from Silurus meridionalis, 2548 nucleotides. It is a transcript of the gene slc43a3a, whose product is annotated as solute carrier family 43 member 3a. Gene Ontology annotation, biological process: transmembrane transport. NCBI's taxonomy places the organism in Eukaryota, Metazoa, Chordata, Actinopteri, Siluriformes, Siluridae. The record is from RefSeq and is a predicted model, not a curated record. The coding region runs from base 484 to 2031 and encodes 515 amino acids. Gene Ontology annotation, molecular function: transmembrane transporter activity. The transcript is spliced from 14 exons.
AGCGAGUCGAUUCUUUUCUUUAACACGAUUGUAUGUGAUUGCUGGGUUAUUUGAUGUAUUACUAUUAAUCCUAACUACCAACUCAAAAUAGUGUAAUAUGUACAUGUACACAUAGAGUUAGACCAAGACAACCUGAGCUCGACUUUUUGAGAAUCGAUUCCCGUGAACCACGCGGAUGAGUCGGUCAGAAUUAAGCGACUCAUUCGGCAAUGAUUAGAGGGCUUGAGGGAAGCCUUGCACCGGGGAUUUAACGGAUAACGACGAAAUGAGAAAGAAGGUACAAUUCACAUGUGAUGAUAUUUUGGGGAACUUAUUAACCACUGGAAAGAGGAACAUGGCCAGUUAAAAGUUGCAACCGAAGCUGUAGGAGAAAGACUGCUUGAUUUUACUGAAAUUUCGUCAAAGUUCAGCGGUGAUGACAACAAAUGAGUGAAAAGCUCACGGCAGGUUAUAAAGUAUUUCUGAAGACAGCAGUAGUGUUGCAUGAUGCUGCGAUGUGAUGGGGAAUCGAAAGCAAGGGUUCGAUACAAACUGACCCUUGUUACAGGACUGCUGGAGUGCCUGUGCUUUGCUGGGGUUGUGUUUGGAUGGGCUUCUCUUGUAUUCGUUCUGAAGAAAGACGGAUACUUUAGUGAUCUGUGUGUCAAUGUGACUGGAGCAAAUGGCACUAAAGAUAAAGAUUGCAGUGCUCAGGAUGAGCAGUUGUCUCUUAUCUUUACUGUUGCUUCUUUCAUGAACAACAUUCUUACUUUCCCCAACGGCUUCCUUUUUGAUCUGUAUGGAACACUGACUACACGGCUUCUGGGAAUCUGUUUCUAUACAACAGGGACGUUGCUGGUGGCAUUUUCAAGUAAAGCUCUCUCUCUCUUGCUCUUCCCAGCCCUUUCGUUCAUUUCUGUGGGGGGCAUUUUGCUACUUCUCACAAACAUUCAGGUGGGAAACCUUUUUGGCACUCAUCGCUCAACUAUCAUUACUCUUUAUAAUGGUGCGUUUGACUCCUCAUCUGCAAUUUUCCUCAUCAUCAAAGUCCUGUAUGAGAAAGGGAUUUCUCUUCAGACCUCUUUCCUCUUCCUGUCUGCCUGUGAUAUCAUUCAUCUACUGCGAACUCUCUUCCUUUUACCCAGAUCACACAUCCCUCAUCCAAUCCCAGAGAGCUACUCUUAUGGGUUAAGCUGUCAUAAAUCAAAGAGCUACAACAUAGAAGAAUUCGAGACCAAGCAAGAGCUGCAGUGUGCACCAGACAGAGCAGGACAAGAGGUACGCCGGGACAGUGAACCACUAAGGACAGAUGACUCGCCUCAGACAGAGGACAUCUUAAGCAAAGAUGGCAGCUUUAAGAGCUAUGCUCUCUCCUGGUUCUUUCUGUGGCAUCUGAUAUGGCUUUCAGUCAUGCAGCUGCGUCAUUAUCUUUUCAUUGGAACACUGAACCCAAUGCUAAACCGUCUGGCAAACCAAGACCCUGACACUGUGAGCCGGUACACCAAUGCAUUUGCCUUCACUCAGCUGACUGGGAUUCUUUGUGCUCCUUGGAACGGCUUGUUAAUGGACAGAUAUAAGGGGAAAGCAUUAAAGCCAGGAGAAACAGAAAGAGAAGUCGACUUGCGCUCGUCUGUCCUGUCCCUUUUCCUCACCUCUCUGCAGUGCCUUGUCUUCUCAGUGUGCACAAUCAUUCCUGUUCUUCCGCUGCAGUACGCCACCUUUAUCCUGCAGGUCCUCAAUCGAUCCUUCUUGUAUGGUGGGAAUGCUGCUUUUAUUAGCAUUGCGUUUCCUGCCCAACACUUUGGAAAGCUCUAUGGACUUGUGAUGUCCCUCUCAGCUGUCGUUGCAUUGCUGCAGUAUCCUUGCCUAACCUUGGUUAAAUCCUUCGAUGGGGAUCCCUUCUAUGUGAACAUUGUUCUGACAAUUCUGACACUCCUGGCUUUUGUCCAUCCUCUAAAUGUCUUCCUGCACUGCAGAAGGUUGGGCACACAAAGAGAAAACACACAGCGCAUGCUGCAUGCUGAUUCUUCAAGAAAGGAAUCUACAAUAUAGUACCAGAGAGUUCUCAUAAUAAAAAAUGGCUAUUUGUACAAAAGACCAUUGAAGGAUUUUUCUCUAUUUAGAACUCACUGCAGUUUACAUUAAGCUGAAUCAUGAUUUUAUUUUUUUUAAUUUUUUUAUUCCUGUAUGAAAUUAAUACUUUGUAUUAAACCAUCACAGUAUAGCAUUUAUUGAGCAUGUUUACUUACACAGAACAAAAAAUAUAUUUUUGACAUGACUUGAUUAUUGACAUGAAGGAAUAACAAAUAAACGCAAAUGCACAUGUAUUACUAAGCAUCUCUAGUAGCAACUACUAAUUCGCCAAUAGAAAUGCAUUGAAUUUGCAUUCAAAUAUAUUCACAAUCAUAUACAUAUGGGUAUAGGCACUGACUGCUGAUAUUCCUAUACAAACCUUCUAUAUUGCAUUGACAAUGUAAACGAUGAAAGAGAAGAGAAAUGGUAUUUCAAUUCCUCUGUAUGGCUGCAAAAAUGGUGGCAUUGACAAAUAAAAUACCUUAAACUUUGAAAA